This is a messenger RNA of Paramormyrops kingsleyae, 803 nucleotides long. NCBI's taxonomy places the organism in Eukaryota, Metazoa, Chordata, Actinopteri, Osteoglossiformes, Mormyridae. The record is from RefSeq and is a predicted model, not a curated record.
CAUAGGUCAUACCGCUCAGGUAGCUUGCUGCAGCUCUCCAAAGCCCCCACGACACACUGCCAGAGGAGAAGGAGGACAAGGUUCCACACAGCAGAAAACCAGGGAGCAUGUUGGAGCAGCAGAUUGACCCGGACCAGCUUGCCGCUGGAAAGAGCCAAGGCGGUGCGAGCGUUACUUACAAGGUGGUCCUCUUUGAGCUUGAGAACUUCCAAGGCCGCAAGGUAGAGCUAUCGGCCGAGUGCAAGGAUGUGAGAGUGAAGACCCUCGAGAAGGUGGCUUCCAUCGUGGUGGAUUCCGGCCCCUGGGUAGGGUUUGAGUGCCAGGGAUUUAGUGGAGAGCAGUUCAUCCUUGAGAAAGGAGAUUACCCUCGCUGGACCACCUGGACCAACAGCCAGAGAAGCUGCUUCUUAAUGUCCCUGAGGCCGGUCAAAUUGGUGAAUGGGCCAGACCACAAGCUGCUUCUGUUCGAGGGUGCUGGUUUCAGUGGCAGGAAGAUGGAGAUCAUGGACGAAGACGUGCCCAGCCUCUGGGGUUAUGGUUUCCAUGACCGCGUGGCCAGCAUCAAGGCACUUAACGGAACUUGGGUGGCCUACGUGUACCCAGGCUACCGGGGCCACCAGUUUGUGCUGGAGAAGGGUGACUACAAACACUGGAAUGAAUGGCAGGGGUCACGGCCACAGAUCCAGUCCGUCAGGCGGGUUCGUGACAUGCAGUGGCACAAACGAGGACGCUUCACCGUCCCCGCCCCUGCUCCUGCCCCCACCCCCACCCCACCUGCUUCCUCCACCACCGGCUCCAGCUGA